This is a messenger RNA of Phodopus roborovskii (desert hamster), 2194 nucleotides long. It is a transcript of the gene Stambp, whose product is annotated as STAM binding protein. Gene Ontology annotation, biological process: protein K63-linked deubiquitination. The record is from RefSeq and is a predicted model, not a curated record. The transcript is spliced from 10 exons. The coding region runs from base 167 to 1432 and encodes 421 amino acids. NCBI's taxonomy places the organism in Eukaryota, Metazoa, Chordata, Mammalia, Rodentia, Cricetidae. Gene Ontology annotation, cellular component: endosome; cleavage furrow. Gene Ontology annotation, molecular function: metal-dependent deubiquitinase activity; protein binding; K63-linked deubiquitinase activity.
CUGGUCCUCAUUGGUGGAAGAUUGCAGCCCCACCCACCCGUUCUCCACGCCAGGUCUCAAAUCCUUGGAGUGUAAUUGAAGGAGUGGCGAGGGGUGGGCGUGUCAUCGGAGGUGACGUUUCCGGAAGCCCCGACUGUCAUCCUUCACGAAAGGACUUAUUGGUCCAAUGUCUGACCAUGGGGAUGUGAGCCUCCCACCCCAAGACCGGGUGAGGAUUCUGUCCCAACUUGGGAGUGCAGUUGAGUUAAAUGAAGACAUUCCACCCCGCCGUUACUUUCGUUCUGGGGUUGAGAUCAUCCGCAUGGCGUCCGUUUACUCCGAAGAAGGCAAUAUUGAACACGCCUUUAUCCUCUACAACAAGUACAUCACGCUGUUCAUUGAGAAACUUCCAAAACACCGAGACUACAAAUCAGCUGUCAUUCCUGAGAAGAAGGAUGCGGUCAAGAAAUUAAAGAAUGUUGCUUUCCCUAAGGCAGAAGAACUUAAGGCCGAACUCUUGAGAAGAUAUACCAAAGAAUAUGAGCAGUAUAAAGAUCAAAAGAAAAAGGAAGAGGAGGAACUUGCCCGGAACAUCGCCAUUCAGCAAGAGUUGGAAAAAGAAAGACAGAGAGUUGCCCAGCAGAAGCAGAAGCAGCUAGAGCAGGAGCAGUUCCGUGCCUUUGAGGAGAUGAUCCAGAAGCAGGAGCUGGAAAAAGAGCGGCUAAAAAUUGUCCAGGCGUUCAGGAAGGUGGACCCUGGCCCGUGUGGGCCUCCACUACCCGAUCUGGAAAAGCCUUGUGUAGAUGAGGUCCCCACCUCACCCACGCAGACUUCAGACUGUAACAGAACCUCGAGGCCAGCUAAGCCGCCUGUGGUGGAUAGGUCCUUGAAACCUGGAGCACUAAGCGUCAUAGAAAGCGUUCCCACGAUCGAAGGCCUACGCCACAUCGUAGUGCCCCGAAAUUUGUGCUCGGAAUUCCUCCAGCUUGCCAGUGCCAAUACUGCCAAGGGCAUUGAAACGUGUGGAGUCCUCUGUGGAAAAUUGAUGAGAAAUGAAUUCACAAUCACACAUGUUCUCAUCCCCAGACAAAAUGGUGGGCCUGAUUAUUGUCACACAGAGAAUGAAGAAGAAAUUUUCUUUAUGCAGGAUGAUCUUGGACUUCUCACUCUUGGCUGGAUCCAUACUCACCCGACCCAAACGGCCUUUCUGUCCAGUGUGGACCUGCACACCCACUGCUCCUAUCAAAUGAUGUUACCAGAAUCCAUAGCAAUCGUCUGCUCCCCCAAGUUCCAGGAAACUGGAUUCUUUAAGUUAACGGACUAUGGCCUUCAAGAGAUCUCAACCUGCAGGCAGAAAGGCUUUCACCCUCAUGGCAGAGACCCGCCUCUGUUCUGCGACUGCAGUCAUGUCACGGUCAAGGACAGGAUUGUGACCAUCACAGACCUUCGAUAAAUCCCCGUCACCAUCCAGGGAGGUGGCUCAUUGGGUAAAGGCACUGACCCCCAAGCCCGACGGCCCAAGUUCAGUUCCUGGGACCCACAUGAUGGAAGGAGAGUACCAGCUUCCCCCAAGUUGUCCUCUGACCUCCACAUGUGCACUGUGGUGUGUGUGCACCCACACACACACACACAUUAAACAAGUAAAGAGAUGUGAUUAUCAAAAGGACUCCUACCCUCCUCCUGAGCUAAACACCCUGACCAGUUUAUUAUCCCCACCCCCACUGAAUUAAGCUUUUCAGACAGAAUAGGAAAGGGUCAACACUAAUGGGAGACGGUUGGUCUUUAAUUUAUUAUUUGAAAAUAAGUCAUUUUAUUUUUUUUAAGGCAAAUCUGAAAGUGAGCAAAUCACACCAAGCAACUAACUCAAAAAUUAGGAUGCCAGAGAAAGCACAUCUCUACCCACUGAACGCCAAACACUGGCCUUUUGCCCCUCUAGUGAUUUGUCUACCAACUUGUUCAUCUCUAUCUUUGGACUGAAUAAGGGCAUCCAUGUAAAACUGUGAACGCCAUUUUGAAGGAUUUGGCUGUCUCUUGUUUGUGGCAUUACUGAGGUUGCCUAUCGCUCUGGUGGGAAGUACAUGAGGAGCUCACAGCCCCCAUAAGUUGAUUUUGUGUGUGUGUGUGUGUGUUUUUUUUUUAAAGAAAAAAGUGUGUUAUUUAAAAGGUUAGGGUGUUCUUGUGUAAUAAAACAACUCACUGUGUUGUGGUCUAGAGU